CAAGGCAACGCCAUGAACUCCGCAAGAUAAAGCGUUACCCUGCUGCAACUCAUUGUUAAAUGUUUAUAGUAUAGAACUAGAAGACAGAUAUCAUGGCAAAACAAAGGAGAUCUCAUCAGGAAAACUCUUCAUCUCAAUCUGGGCUUAGCAAAUCACAAACUAUCAACAAAUUACAACGUAAGAAACAGACUGAUAAGAAAUUGUGGAUUAACAAAUUCCCUUACAUCUUAUUCUUUAGUAUCCUUGUGGCACUGUGUGCUGUGGGAUUUAUAUAUUAUCAACGUUACAUUGAAAACCGUGUCAGGAUGCCACUAACUGCUCCAAAGGUUAUUACCAAAAAUGGCCUUGAAAUUCCUGAAAGAUACUGGGGAAGCUAUAGACCUGGUGUCUACUUUGGACUAAAGACACGUAGUCCACAUUCAUUAGUCACUGGACUCAUGUGGUUCUCCCAAAACAUAAAAGAUAACCUUAAGCUUCGACAUUGGUGCAAUCAGUGGGAUGGGUUGAAGAAAUAUGGAUGGCUUCAGCAUGAUGGCCUCAAUUUUGGUGAGCAGGAUAUUGUAGAGGAUGAAUACAUAAUAACUACAACUUUUGUGAAGCGUUCAGUAGGUGAAUUUGGAGGUGACUGGACAGCAAGAAUUACAGUAAAACCACAACCCUCUAACAGUACAGUUCAGUUUCCUAUUUCCCUUCUUUUCUAUACGGCCUUGGAUGGUGAGGGUGUCAUAAUACCAUCACUGCUUUCUGGUAACCAGCUAUCAGCAAUACAAGGAGAAACCUCUGACCUUGGAAAGUUUAAGAUCAGCUUUGAGUCUACAUCAUCGUUAACCAAGUACCAUUUUUUAACAGCAACAGCUCCUCCAGGGCUUCAUGAACUGAAGGAAACAGUAAUGCAACAUUUUGCAUUGUUCAAAUCUGACAAAAAGAGUGAACCCCCUACCAUAGGCCUCAUUGGACAUUCUCAGAAACAGACAGGAAUGGGAGCAGAAACAAAAAUAAAUUUCAUUGUGCACCAAAUUACAGCAUUACCACCUUAUGAAUUAGAGGUACUGUUUCAAUCGGCCAGCAUGCCUAACCAAUUUAAUAGCCUAAAAGGCAACAUAUACACUACAGAACAUAAAAAACAUAAAGAUAAUUUUGAAGCAAAAUUUGAAAGAGUAUUUCAGUUGAGUGCUAAAAAAUUUCUAAAAGAAGAAAUUCAAAUUGCCCAAGCUGUUAUGAGUAAUAUGAUUGGUAGCCUUGGCUACUUCUAUGGUGCAUCAAUGGUGCAGUCACAACACAAUAAAGAACCAAUACAGUAUUGGGAGGCACCCCUAUUUACUGCUGUACCAUCCAGGUCUUUCUUUCCACGUGGAUUUCUUUGGGAUGAAGGCUUUCACAAUUUGUUGAUAAGCAGAUGGGAUGCUAAGAUUUCUAAGGAAAUUUUAGGACAUUGGUUAGACCUUAUGAAUGUUGAAGGCUGGAUUCCACGUGAGCAGAUCCUAGGUCUUGAGGCCCAGUCCAGGGUGCCAGCUGAAUUCAUUGUCCAAAAGAAUACAAAUGGAAACCCUCCAACUCUGUUGUUGGCUUUAGAAUCCAUUGUUCGAAGAAUGGAACUUGGUGAAGUAGAGGAGGACCUAGAAUUCUUGAGAAGAGUCUAUCCUCGUUUGCAAGCUUAUUUUGAUUGGUUCAACAUUACUCAAGAAGGCAAACUUCCAGGUAGCUACAGGUGGCGUGGAAGAGAUGCUUUGACAGAAAAAGAGCUUAAUCCCAAAACAUUAACAUCAGGAUUAGAUGAUUAUCCUAGAGCUUCUCAUCCAUCUCAUGAUGAAAGACACAUUGAUCUUCGAUGUUGGAUGGCACUAGCAGCUAAAGUCUUGGCAUUUCUUGGAGAAAAACUAGGAAAGCCAUGGCAUGCUUUUGCAGCUACUCAUAAAUACCUUACUGAUAAUGAGCUGUUAGACACUCUUCAUUGGUCUCCAUUAUCUCAGACUUACAGUGAUUUUGGACUACACACAGACAAAGUGAAAUUGGUAAAGCCAAAGAUUCCUCCUCCAGCUCCUGGACAAUCUACACCAAAAGUAGAUAAAGUUCGAGCUGUUCUAGAAGAACCUACUCUCAGAUUUAUUGACCACUUUGGCUAUGUUAGUUUAUUCCCUUUCUUUCUGCAAAUCAUCAGACCAGAAAACCCUAAAUUGGGCAAAAUCCUAACUGACUUAAGAGAUCCUAAUUUACUUUGGACUAACUAUGGUUUAAGGUCAUUAGCAAAGUCUUCAUUAUUUUAUAUGAAAUACAACACAGAACAUGAUCCUCCAUAUUGGAGGGGUUCCAUAUGGAUCAACAUGAACUAUUUAGCAGUCAGAGCCUUGAAUUAUUAUAGUAAACUUCCUGGCCCUUACCAAGAUCAAGCCCAAGAACUCUAUGGUGAACUUAGAAAAAAUUUAAUCAACAACAUCCUGAAAGAAUUUCGUAGGACAGGAUACCUAUGGGAAAACUACAAUGACAAAACAGGUCAUGGUCAAGGAUGUCAUCCAUUCACUGGCUGGUCAGCCUUGGUGGUGCUGCUAAUGGCAGAACUGUAUUAAAUUUCUUAAAGUAAAAUAAGAAAGUAUAUAGCUAAUAAUACUCCUGCUGACCUGUAAAAUAUACAUGGGUUAAAAAAAAAAUUCUUUGAAAAUUUAUAUUCACUACAUUGUUUCUUCUUGAACUUUUUUUUUUUUUACUAAACAUACAUGUAUUCUCUGAAAUGAAAGUACCUCAAAAUUCUGAGAAGUUCAUAAGAAAUACCUAGCUUAUAAGUUUAAUUCUAUAUUUUCAUCAUGCUUGUGUAUAUUGCAUAUUCAACCAUAUGGGUCACUUCAGAAAAUUGUAUUUUGUAAUGGGCUAAAAUAUUUUAUAUUGAAACUAUCUGCACUAUUAUUUAUGUACCAUAACUAGAAUUUAACUUCUAACAUUUACAGUACAACAGUAUGAAAGACAUUUAGGGCAUUUUUUCUUUCAACUUAAGGUACUUGUAACAUUAUGACUUAUUUUCUGUAAAUAUGUAUACACUUUCACACAAAAUAUGGUAACACUAGUGGUAAGUGGCAACUUACAAACUGCAAUUCCAGUAAUAAGUUACUGUGUUAUAGCAUGGUUUGGUAAUAUCUGAAAUGAUUAUCUUGAACAUGUUUGGAAUCAACUUUCAAAUUAUGAAUAACAAAAAAAAGUGAAAAUGUGCAGUAUAAACAUAUGCAGUGGAAACUAAAGUUUAGCUGUUCGGUUUCUUCAUAACUUCCAUGAAAAUAAAAUCAAAUCAUUUUAUAUCAUAUUACCAGUUGUUUGAUUAUCGUUUUGUCAAUGUCUUUGUAUCAGAAACACAACCAUAGAAUGCUUAGUUUUGGAAUGACUCAAGGUACAAAAAUCCUAGAAAUUAAUAUCCACUGUUAUUUUAAUUUGCUUGUUUAUUGUGUUGUCUUUCGUAAUUCUUAUUAGACAUAAUUUUUUACUA
Molecule: messenger RNA, 3469 nt
Organism: Limulus polyphemus (Atlantic horseshoe crab)
Lineage: Eukaryota; Metazoa; Arthropoda; Merostomata; Xiphosura; Limulidae
Gene: GCS1
Product: mannosyl-oligosaccharide glucosidase-like
Exons: 3
Coding region: 93-2564 (823 amino acids)
Biological process (GO): protein N-linked glycosylation; oligosaccharide metabolic process
Cellular component (GO): endoplasmic reticulum membrane
Molecular function (GO): Glc3Man9GlcNAc2 oligosaccharide glucosidase activity
Source: RefSeq, a predicted model, not a curated record